AUGGAAAACGAGCUGGAUCAUCUCAACUGGAACAUCAAGCAUGCUCUGUCGCAGCUUGCGGGGCCUCUGUCGCAAGAACUUGACUCGUGCCUCGAAGUCUCCCCGACAUCGAUGAGCUCGUCCAGCGCGGUUUACAAAAAGCUCCUGGACACGGUGCAAGCGUUGGACAAGCUUCUUGUCACUCUGACCCCGCCUCAUAUGACACUGGUUGAUGGCGUAUUUGCCUUCACGAACAGCAAAGUUCUACUGUGUGCAUCGGAGUAUGCGCUGGCUGAUCAUGUCCAGAGGCUCCAGCCCUGCAGUAUUUCCGAGCUUGCUAAGUCCACCGGUCUGCAUGAGCAAGGCCUCUUCCAAAUCGUUCGAUACCUUCGCGAAAUGGGAUAUUUCCACCAGGACCCGAAAACCGGCAGGCUGUCGAACAACCGACUCUCGGACCUGCUUCGUAAAGACCACUGGGCCACUUGGCUCAACUGGGUCGACUUCUUCCCACGGGAGUACUACGACCUGAUCUCACGUCUGCCUGACCAGCUCAAGAGCGACCAGCCCAAAACCGCUACUGAACUCUUCUACAACACCGACAAGCCCAUCUACCAAUACCUAGCCGAAACAGGACGAAUCGCCGACUUCCACAAAGUUACCGGCACCGGAAGCGUAGUCGAGGCUCCGGGCCUGCUGGCUGAUUAUCCCUGGGGCGAAGUCAAAUUCGAGACCGUCAUGGACAUUGGUGCGGGCGCCGGAGACUUCAUCCGUUCGUAUCUGGAGCGAUUCCCGGACGCCACGGCGGGUGCCUUUGAGCUCCCAUCGACCGCAGAGCUUCUGCAGCAGAAAUUCCCUCCAGAAGAUCCACUGACUAGUCGACUCGUCACCGUGGCUGGAGGAGAUUUCUUUAAAGACGAGAUUCCGAAAUCGUCCGUCUACUUGCUUCGAUGGAUUUUGCAUAACUGGGGCGAUGACGAAUGCGUAAAGCUCCUUCGUCGUAUUCGAGAUACCAUCAUCCUGACCCCCGGAAUCAGUCGAGUGCUGAUUGUGGAAUCCGUUCUGUUCGAUGGCCGUCUGGGUCGCGGGGCACGAUAUGCGGAUAUUCGUAUGCUAGCUCGGUGCAGAAACAAGGAACGCACGCUGGAGGAAUACAAAAUAUUGGCCGAGGAGGCUGGAUGGCGCCUUGACAGGGUUGUCUCCCCGCGAGGUUGUCUCACGCAGAUUCUUGAUUUGCGCCCGAUGGGGGCAAGCUCAGUGUCGCCGAAGCUGGGCUGUAAUGGCAAAGGGGGCUUAGAAUGGGAAUCUGAGUUGAGAUAA
Messenger RNA from Aspergillus affinis, 1296 nucleotides. It is a transcript of the gene hasC, whose product is annotated as O-methyltransferase hasC. NCBI's taxonomy places the organism in Eukaryota, Fungi, Ascomycota, Eurotiomycetes, Eurotiales, Aspergillaceae. The transcript is spliced from 2 exons. Bases 1 to 1296 code for a protein of 431 amino acids. Gene Ontology annotation, molecular function: O-methyltransferase activity. The record is from RefSeq and is a predicted model, not a curated record.